This is a messenger RNA of Cryptococcus deneoformans JEC21, 973 nucleotides long. Its product is annotated as riboflavin kinase, putative. The transcript is spliced from 4 exons. The coding region runs from base 62 to 790 and encodes 242 amino acids. Gene Ontology annotation, molecular function: riboflavin kinase activity. Gene Ontology annotation, biological process: riboflavin biosynthetic process; FMN biosynthetic process. The record is from RefSeq and is a predicted model, not a curated record. Gene Ontology annotation, cellular component: mitochondrion. NCBI's taxonomy places the organism in Eukaryota, Fungi, Basidiomycota, Tremellomycetes, Tremellales, Cryptococcaceae.
UUUUAUAACCUGUCUUAUCAUUCCAUUAUCCUCGUUACUCACCUCCAGAACAAAUCGCAAAAUGCCUCGCGAAGCUCCGAUGGCCCCCGUUUCCCGAUCAAACCGCCCUAGUAUCGUAGGCCCUGACGAGCCUGAAGCUCCGUACCCCCUCAAGCUUGAAGGGACCGUUACCAAAGGUUUUGGUAGAGGUGCGAGGUAUCUGGGGAUCCCCACAGCCAAUCUUCCAGACGAGUCUUUGGGUCCACUCAACGAUCUUGGUCUUACAGGUAUCUACUACGGCUUCGCCCGUGUUCAUCCCUCCUUAUCCACCCCUCUCCCAUCCGCCCUUCCUACCCCCGUCGUCUCCAAACCCUCUACACCUGGUCCUGAGGGCAAGAAAGUCGAGAGCGAAGCUCAAUUGGAGGCGUUACCUACCAUCACCGCACCUUACCCUCCCGAACACCACGCCCAGAGAUGGAGUAAGGAAGAUGAGAAAGUUUGGCCGAUGGUGAUGAGUGUUGGGUGGAAUCCUUACUUUAAAAAUGAAAAAAUUACCGCUGAAGUGCAUAUUAUGCACCCCUUCAAAGCUGAUUUCUAUGGACACCACAUGAGUAUCGUUAUCCUUGGAUAUAUCAGGCCCGAACUUGACUACGUCUCUAAAGAGGCCCUCAUAGAUGAUAUAAAAACAGACGUUAAAGUAGCGCUUAACUCACUUGCCAGGCCCAAGUACGCCGAUUUCGCCCAUGACGAGUUUUUGUUCAAACAAUCUCUGUUCACAGCCGGGCAGUCACAGAACAAUCUGGGAGUUUAAAUCCUUGUUGUAGGAAGCGCCAUCGAGCAGAGGGGUAGAGUACGUUCGCAUAUUCUGAAGGGGGGAGGGACUUGCCGGAGGGAGAGUAGUCGAGAAUUUUCACGUUGUACGAGUACAGAUAACCCAUAAACCAUGAGCCAUGAUGCUAGAUAAAUAGACCCAGAAGAGUACAAAUUUAUGGAC